Messenger RNA from Fusarium keratoplasticum, 1605 nucleotides. Its product is annotated as Amidohydro-3 domain-containing protein. Lineage: Eukaryota; Fungi; Ascomycota; Sordariomycetes; Hypocreales; Nectriaceae. The coding region runs from base 1 to 1605 and encodes 534 amino acids. Gene Ontology annotation, molecular function: hydrolase activity, acting on carbon-nitrogen (but not peptide) bonds. The record is from RefSeq and is a predicted model, not a curated record. The transcript has a single exon.
AUGUCAACCACCUUGUUCGUCAAUGGUCGCAUCUUGACCAGUGCUGGGGCAGGCCUCAAUGGCACGGCCCAGUUCUCGGACUGCAUGCUUGUGCGAGGGGACAAGAUCGCCGCCGUCGGAACCCGAGAGGAGAUCGGAAAUGUCGAAGACGCAGAGGUUCGCGACCUUGAGCAGAAGAUUGUGCUUCCCAGCUUUAUCGACGGACAUAUGCAUCUUUUGCUACUUGGUCAAUCCUUACGAAAAGUCGAUCUGAGCCAUUGCAAAACCCUCGAAGAUAUUCGAUCCGUUAUUCGAGAUUAUGCUGUCGCCAACCCUGAUACCCCGACUAUUCUAUGCAAAGGAUGGAGGAAUUGGAUGACUCCUGAUGGAGUAACGGCCGCGAUGCUUGACGAUAUCGAUCCGAGACCUAUAUUCAUCGACGCUGGUUCUCUUCACUCGUGUUGGUGCAAUACUUCCGCGCUUGAGCAGCUCAAUGUGGCGGAUAUGCCUGAUCCUGCUGGAGGCAAGAUUCAUCGGGAUGCUGAUGGAAAGCCAUCUGGUCUCUUGGACGAAGGCGCUAUGAUGUCCAUCAUCUGGCCCUUCCAAGCUAGCUCUUCUCCCAAGGAGGAGCGCAUUGAGGCUAUCCGCGCGGCUGUGCAAGAGUACAAUGCCGCAGGUUACACUGGAGCUGUGGAAAUGGCCAUGGAUGAAGAUGCUUGGGAUGCCCUCAUCACAUUAUACAAAGCCCAGCCGGAUCUUUCACUUCGUGUGUCAGCGUAUUGGUUAAUCAAGCCGACGGCCGAUCUCGAACAAAACUCCAAGCAAGUACAGCGAGCGAUCGAACUGAGCCGGAUAUACAACUCAACAACAAGCCCCGAUGUCCGUCUCGUUGGAAUCAAGGUUAUUACAGAUGGAAUCGUUGAUGCUUGCACUGCGUACCUGUCAGAGCCGUACUGCACUGCGGACAAGCCGCCACCUAUUUGGGAGCCUGAACGCUUGGAACCUGUUGUCAAGGAAGCUGAUGCUGGCGGACUACAAAUCGCGCUUCACGCUAUUGGCGACGGAGCAGUCAAAAUGGCCAUCGAUGCCCUCGAGAAGCACGCUACCCCUGGUCGACGGCAUCGAAUCGAACAUCUGGAGCUUACUUCUCCCGAAGACGCAAAGAGACUUGGAAAGCUGGGGUUGACGGCUUCGAUCCAGCCUAUCCAUGCAGAUCCCACCGCCCUCGUCGAGUGGCCUCGACUAUUAGGAGAAGAACGAUACGAACGAGCGUUUGCGUACAGAGAAUUUGCAGACGGUGGUGCCCUCAUGGCCAUCGGAACAGACAGCCCAACAUCCCCCUACUCACCCCUGCACAACUUUCAAGUCGCCAUCAACCGAAAGUCCUCCAAGGACCCAGCUUGCCAAACCGUCAUACACGAGCACUUCCGGCUUGGUCUGUGUGAGACGUUUGUGGCUGCUUCCGAGGGAGCGGCGCGCAGUGUGUUUUUGGAAGAUCGGACGGGGAGUCUGGAGGUGGGGAAGUUGGCGGAUUUUAUUGUUGUUGAUAUGGAGUGGAAUAGGGAGGAUUUGUUGCAAGGGAAGGUUAGGGAGACUUACUAUAGCGGGAGGAAGGUUUUUGGAUAA